Messenger RNA from Rhizophagus irregularis DAOM 181602=DAOM 197198, 441 nucleotides. NCBI's taxonomy places the organism in Eukaryota, Fungi, Glomeromycota, Glomeromycetes, Glomerales, Glomeraceae. The record is from RefSeq and is a predicted model, not a curated record.
AUGUCAGAUAAACUUUUAGCUUUACGACACAAAAAGGCCUUAGAACUACUGCAAAUGCCAGGAACGAAAGAGCAUUUGGAGGAGUUGGCCAGAAAAUCUAUUAAUAUAACUGCACUAAAAAAUAUAACUGAGUAUAAGGAAAUCGAAGUUCGUAAAAAUGGCGUUAACUUUGAAUCAGUUGGAGAAGUUAUUAGAACAAAAUCAGCUGGAGCCGGAGGACGUAAUUUUGCCAAUGGAGAAGAACGAAGGUCUGGAAAUAUGUUUAGGAUUUACGCCAACAAGGAUGAUAAAACCGGGAAGGCUAGCUCGUCUCAUACUCCCAGAGCCAGAGAACAACCCCUUUUAACCAAAUAUAAGAACGAUAAAGAAAAUGAACUAUAUUUGCGUCCAACGCCACUUAUUCAAGUUGGAGAUCUUAUACAUAAAGAAGAAUCUUUAUAG